Molecule: messenger RNA, 1135 nt
Organism: Anguilla rostrata (American eel)
Lineage: Eukaryota; Metazoa; Chordata; Actinopteri; Anguilliformes; Anguillidae
Product: olfactory receptor 1E16-like
Exons: 2
Coding region: 319-936 (205 amino acids)
Biological process (GO): detection of chemical stimulus involved in sensory perception of smell; G protein-coupled receptor signaling pathway
Cellular component (GO): membrane
Molecular function (GO): olfactory receptor activity; G protein-coupled receptor activity; odorant binding
Source: RefSeq, a predicted model, not a curated record
UCGCGUGCAGUUAGAAACCGAUUGAAGUCUUAAAGCUUGCGGCUUGAACAUCAGAAAAUGAUUUCAUAAUUUUUCGACAUGUGAAAGUUUUAUGUUUACGUUCAAGAAUUGUUGUAGGAUUUUAACCGUGAACAUCGAAAUAUAACGGGUAGAUGAAGUUAGAAGUGUACAUGCAUUUGUACAAACAAGCAGUCUGCUUAUUGCUCGCCGUGCAUACUCUUCCUGUAUACGGUACCGGAUAAAUUAUCACCGGAAUAGCGGUCGCAAGAACAGCACAGAACCUCACCGGUGUUUUUUCUCACCUGUUAUAAAACUGCCAUGGAGAAUUCAACAGAAAUCGUGUUUGUCCUGCAAGAACUGUAUGCGUCUAAGUCAAACAAACGCGCAUACUUUGUCCUCACUCUUAUCGUUUACCUAUUUACUAUUUUCGUGAACAUGACUUUGAUAUGGACAAUUAUUUUGGACAAAACGCUCCAUGAGCCCAUGUUUGUAUUUCUGUGUAACUUGUGUGUGAAUGGGAUAUUUGGUGCCUCUACUUUUUAUCCUAAAAUCUUGGUGGACCUUUCAUCUGAAUUGAGUGUCACUCCGUAUGAAGCUUGUCUGGGUCAAAUAUUUGUAAUUUACAGUUACACCUUCUGCGAAUUCACUACGUUAGCAGCGAUGGCGUACGACAGGUAUGUCGCGAUUUGCAAGCCGCUCAAUUACCACUCCAUCAUCACACAUCGGAAGGUGGUGAAAUUGUUGCUUUUUACCUGGCUGUUUUCCAUCUGUGAAUCAGGUGUUGCGACGAUCCUGAUACGCAGACUACCCCUCUGUGGAUUCAUCAUCGACAAGAUUUACUGCACAGCCUGGGCCGUGAUAAAACUGUCAUGUGUGGACACCACUAUCAACAACAUAUACGGACAGGUGCAGCCACCUCAAGACCAGAUGAGGUAAUCAGCGGAAAAUUUUGAUUGAAGAUCACAGUGGAGAGAAGUUAUUGGUGGACACAUUCUAUGAGCGUGCCCAAUGUGUCAGGAUUCUGAUUGUUGCCUGUGAAAGAUGGACGUAUCAGACAGUUCUCCAGAGUUUUCUUGGACUGCCUAUGAGGCGCUCUCCCUGUGUGCUCAUUGGUCAAUAAAUGUCACUCAUUGAA